GUGUUGUAGUAAUUAAUUUCAAUAUAAAUUUAUGUGAAACCACAGUUUAAAAGUUCUAAACCCAGUCAGAGAAUUCCAUCAAUCUAUCAUAGUUCGAAAGCAUUCCGUCCGGAAACGAUGAGCAGGCUAAUUUGUACCAUCACGAUCGUGUUGCUUGGUGUGACCGGAUUCUGGGCUGCUGUUACUGAAGCCGGUAUCAAAACCGUCACCGAUGAUGAUCUCGUAAAACUGUUCCACAGUCAUUCCAAUUUUGUGGUUUUAUUCUCCAAAAAGAACUGUGACACCUGUGAUAAGCUUGAAGCCGUGCUUGGAAAUCUCAAACAAGAAAUCAAAGACAAUCUAGAGGCAGAAAUCUUCAAGGCUACCGGAAGCCAGAUGGUUCGUCUGUACAGUCCAACGAAGGAACCGGCCGUGGUUUACUUUCGUCACGGUGUUCCUCUGCUAUACGAUGGGCCAGUUAAUGAGGAUGCACUGAUCGGAAAAUUGGUUCAAAACAAGGAUCCAAAUGUCAAGGAGUUAUCCGAUGAAAAUUUCGAACAUCUAACUCAAGCUUCGAGUGGAGCUACUACGGGAGAUUGGUUCAUCAUGUUUUACACAUCGAACUGCGUCGAUUGUCAACGUUUGACCGCUGUUUGGGAAGCAGUGGCUGGUGAUCUCAAAACGCGGAUGAAUGUCGCUCGAAUGCAAAAAGAUGGAAAAGGAAGCGCUACAGCAGAACGAUUCCGCGUUAACGAAGUACCUGCUUUCAUUUUCUUGCGCCAAGGAAAAUUCUACCGAUAUGAAAUUGGAAAGUAUGACAUCAAGUCGUUUGUAACUUUUGCACAAGACUGGUACAAAAAUACCACCCCGGAGAAAGUCCCUGUACCACAGUCACCAUUUGAUCAAUUGGUAGAGCAAGCUGUCUAUACUUUGAAGAAUCUACCGGAGUUUGUUGACGUUCUCAGGACGGAAUUCCCAACCUGGUUCUAUAUAAUGCUUGGUCUGAUCGUGUUUGUAGUUUUGGGAUUUACGGCAACGAUUAUUCUUGCAAUCAUCACUAGAUGCAAGGCAGCAGCGAAGAGCAAGAAAACGCGCUCCAAGAAGGCAAAGUAAAUUUAUGAUUAUGUGUAUACAUAUCUGUUCGGUAAGAGCAUGAGAACCAGAAGAAAAAAUGGGUUGUCUAUUCUUUUGUUUUUUUUUUAAAUUACCCAAACAAGAUUUUUAUUUACCUUUGACUAACUCUUGAUAGGUAUAGAAAAUCAUCCUUCUCUACCUCUUUAAUUUCCCACCUUUUAACUAUCAUC
Messenger RNA from Ochlerotatus camptorhynchus, 1283 nucleotides. Its product is annotated as thioredoxin domain-containing protein. The coding region runs from base 118 to 1092 and encodes 324 amino acids. Lineage: Eukaryota; Metazoa; Arthropoda; Insecta; Diptera; Culicidae. The transcript is spliced from 5 exons. The record is from RefSeq and is a predicted model, not a curated record.